Molecule: messenger RNA, 2955 nt
Organism: Acyrthosiphon pisum (pea aphid)
Lineage: Eukaryota; Metazoa; Arthropoda; Insecta; Hemiptera; Aphididae
Product: sentrin-specific protease 2
Exons: 3
Coding region: 548-1828 (426 amino acids)
Biological process (GO): protein desumoylation; proteolysis
Cellular component (GO): nucleus
Molecular function (GO): deSUMOylase activity
Source: RefSeq, a predicted model, not a curated record
UAUCAUACCUACAACAUAAAUUGUACAACAACUGUUAUCAUCGCGUCUACGGGCGGCGGACGUGUACAAGUGACGUUUGAUACUAGAAAUCGAUAACCUACAAAAACUGAGCAUACCGCAAACAGCUCGCCCGCGUAUUCCGUCAUUCUGUGUUUAUCGUCGUCCCGCACCUAACUGUUCGCGCACCUCGUCGAUGAACAUCAGGCUAAUAAAGUAACAUACGCCAUUGUCCUUUUUUUCUCUCUACCAUUCAACUUGCUGGUCACACGGCAUUCCUGUUAGUUUAAAGUUGUACGUUGCAUUCGUUUUUCGACUCACAACGGACGACUGAAAAAGACGCCUUACACGCGUAGGUACGUCCGUGAUAUUCGAUUACCCGUCGUCGACCACUAAGCUUCUGUCAUUGCUGGUGACUUCCCCGUCUCGUCAACACUCGUCUAGGAACUCAAUCUACGGAAUAUCAAACUGGUGAUCAACUUGCCAAUUGCCUAUACAACUUGAAAACCUUAAAGUGUAAACACUUACCUGGCCCUAUAACAGUGAUACAAUGAGUUAUUUAUUUGCAACAGAGACUUUCAAUUUGGAAGAUAUCGAAGAAUUCACUACUGAGUACCCUGAAUUAUCUGGAGAUGAAGAAAUUUUUUACUUUGAAAUUGUUGAAGAAGAAGACACAGAAGAAACAUCUGAUAGUAACUCUACUUCAAUUGAUAAUGAAGAAAUAGUUUAUUCAACUGAUAAUGAAGAAAUAGUUUAUUCAACUGAUAAUGAAGAAAUAGUUUAUUCAACUGAUAAUGAAGAAAUAGUUUAUUCAACUGAUAAUGAAGAAAUAGUUUAUUCAACUGAUAUUACGUCGCUACAUCAAAUAAACAUAGUCGAUACUAUUAAGUCAUUUUGUGACGAUGGAGGAUCAGAUAUCGAAAGUCAAUCUGAAGAAAUUAUGGACAGUGAAGAACAAAAUUCUAAUAUUCCUCCAGAGAAUCUGAAUGAAUGUACUGAAAAUAUUGAUAGUGUGAUACAAAAUAACAUAUAUGAUAUCAGUUCUGAUUCAGAUGAAAAUACAGGACAAUCCGAGAUUUCUUCAAUAGUAAAUUUAAAGGCCGUACGUUUUAUAAAAAAUCGCAAGAGAACGUUUCCUACCUACUACCAGAAAGAAAUAUUUACUAGAUUGAUACAUUUUUUAAGUAACAAAAUGGUAAACGAUAUUCUGAAUAUACGUAUACAAGCCAAUGGAUAUCGGUUACAUGUAAAAGAUUUAAUGACUUUACUAACGCCGAAAACCUGGCUGAACGACUCUGUGAUUCAAAAUUAUCUCUCACUAUUGGUUAAUUACUGUGAUAAAACAAAGGAAAUGAGUACAGAUUUUUUAACUUCUUAUCAACAAGUUGGGUAUGAUCUUGUCAUUAGAUGGUUUAAAAAAUAUGAUUUAAAUAAUUUCAACCGAAUUGUAGUUCCCAUAAAUCCUGGUAAGGUUCACUGGGCCUUAUUUGUGAUAGAAAUUUGGGAGGGCAAAAUAUAUUAUUUCGAUAGUUAUUCAGAACCAUCUUUUAUGGAAGAGUUGACAUCAAUAACUGAAUUUUUAAGUCGGGCAAUCAUUGACUACAUCAAUUUUUCAGGUGUGCAGAGGACUGCGCCUAAAUAUUGGAAAUAUAUUGAUGGGAAAUCUCCCCUACAAUCAAAUACAUAUGAUUGUGGUGUAUUUACAUGUAUGAAUGCUCGGUAUUUUCUAUUAAAUAAACAACCCUCAGUGAAAUUCACUCAGGAAAAUAUUCCCAUUUUAAGACAAAUAAUUUCGUGGGAACUUCUUACCAGCAGCCUUGAAACUUUUUAACUGAUUAUUAUUUUAAUAAUCUUUAUUUUGAAAACACUAUAUUGUGUAUUGUUAUAUAAUGUAUAUUUGAAUUGUUGAAACAUAAUAAAUUAGGAUUAUUAAUUUUGUACCCGGUAAGAGAAUUACAAGUCAGGGUAAUAAUUGUUUUUUUUUUUUUUUACUUUUGUAUAUUAUAUAAUAUAUUUACGCAUAAAUCUCCAGCAACAUCAAACGAACUCAGUAUUCUAAUCGUUUGUGAUGUCAUAUUAUAAUAAUAUAUCGAAACCUUGACUAUGUUUAUAUUUAAAACUGAACUGUCGGUAGAAGACGAUGAUUCCAUUUUGGUUUUGCUAUAUAUUCAAAGGGUCUUAGGCUUGAGACUGUCACCGACGUAACAUAUGAGACUGAAAAAUAUCAGUAAUAUACAAGAUGUAUGAUACGCCUUUUGUGUUUUUUUGCUUGAAGACACUUAUCAUCACUACCUAACUGAACGAUUACUUACAAUAUCGGCCAUGUGAACCAAAAACUAUGAAACAAACUUCACAACAUUCAUUGACACUUGGUGUGUGUUAACUGCUUUUGUAUAAUAAUAUAAAAUUUUAUAUUUUAUUUUAUAAUUUCUAAUAUGGUCCAUACUCCACUUCAAACGAUUAUGUCAAUUUUAAUCUUUAAAAAAUCGACUACUUAACAUUUUAUAUUUUAUCCUCAUAGUAUACUGAUGGCUACACUAUCUGUGGGGAGAUGUUUACGUAACUGUAUAAUUUUUAUAUAAUUAUAUAUUAGUUAGGUAUUUAUAAUUACUUUUGUGUUUUUUUUUUUAUUUCAAAAUUGUACUUUUAUUUGGUUGGUUUGUUACACAUCAAUUGUAUUUACCAUUAUAAUUAUUUAGUUAUAAAUAUUGAAUAAUAUCUAAUAGAAAUCAAAAAAAAAAAUGUUUAUUAGUAUAGAAAAUAAUAAGUAGUAGUAGUUAAUAUCUUAUGACAUUAUGUUUAUAAUUAUAAGUAAAAUUUAUCAAUUAUAAUAUCUCAUUAUUUAUAUUAUCAUUUGAUUGCUAAAAAUGCAUUUGUAUGUUGUUAUUUCUACAAUAUUAAUGUGUAGUUUUAAUUCAGAUUAAAAUAAAGAAAAUCACGCUUGAAAGAGCAACUAAA